AUGCUUCUACAACAGAACUGGGUUUCUCCUCACUGGGCAUGGCAGAGCCUGGGGAAGUCCUUCCUUUUGUUUGUUUUCUUAAUGUUACAAACGACUGAUCUGGAAGCCAGGAGAGGUCAUCAGUUUAUCUGGAAAACAGGUCACUGGGGCCGGUGCGUGGGUGACUGCGGCUCGGGGGGCCUUCGGAGUCGGGCCGUCUGGUGCACCCACGCCGAGGGCUGGACGACCUACCCCGCCAACUGCGAGCAGAAGGAGAAACCCGAGAGCCAGAGGAGGUGCUUUAAAGUCUGCGACUGGCACUUGGAGCUGUUUGAGUGGGAGGUUUCGGGAUGGGAGAAGUGCGGGCUGGUCCCCACGGCUGGAGGUGAGGCGGGAGCCGGGGGCUGCGUUACCGCCCAGCACGGGCUGCAGCGCCGAGGGGUCCGCUGCCUCCAGAAGUGGAACAGAACCGUCGUGGCCCACGAAAUCUGCGAGUACUUCACUCCACAGCCUCCCACCGAGCAAGCCUGCCUGGUGCCCUGCCCACGGGACUGCGUUGUCUCCCAGUUCUCCAGCUGGUCCCAGUGCGGCACGGGCUGCGCCAAGAGCUGGCAGCACAGGACGCGGGCCCUCAUCGCUCCCCCUCUCUAUGGGGGUGCCCCCUGCCCCAACCUGACUGAAUCCAGGGCUUGCAGUGCUCCCACCUGUCCUCUGGGAGAGGAGGAGCACACCUACAGCCUCCGUGUAGGGCCCUGGGGUCAAUGCCAGCUUCCCCAUCCUGGAGAGGUGGAACUGUCGGGAAGGACUAUGUGGGAUUUGGGUUCGGAUUCUGGAGAGAGAAACACGUUUGGAUUUCAAAGCUCUGAAGCCCGGCACCGUCCUGGGGAGGUGGAGAUUGGGUACCAAAGCAGGCAGGUCAGGUGUGUAAGGAGCGAUGGAAAAAACGCGGCGUUGAGCCUCUGCAUCCAAGAUCCUGUCCCUUUGACCUUCAAGUCCUGUGUCAUCUCUAAAGACUGUGAAACAUCUGAGUGGUCCCCAUGGAGCCCCUGCUCUCAGACCUGUGCCUGGGGAGACCUCGCACCGGGAUUCCGGAGCCGGCACCGCAGUGUACGGAGCGUGGCCCUGGGAGCUGGGAAGCAGUGCCCGGAGCUGGAAGAGAGGGAAGCUUGCAGCCUGGGAGGGAAGGAGCUGCUGCAGCCUUGCCCCAGGUUUGCCUGGAGAACUUCUGAAUGGAAAGCUUGCCAAGUGUCCCUCCUCCUCGACCAGCAGGAGCCUCAGCACCACAAGCAGAUAGGACUUUGUGGAGGUGGCAUCCAAACCCGGGAGGUCUUCUGUGCCCAGAUCACCCUGGAGCUUUGGAUGAACCGACUGAAGGAAGUUACCAGACCAGUUGAUGGGAAGCUAUGCCUGGGUCCUGCUCCCUCCAGCUCCCAGCUCUGUAACCUGCCGUGCCCCUCUGAGUGUGUGGUGUCCUCCUGGUCACCCUGGGGUCCCUGCCUUCACGAGAACUGCCUGGACCCCAACAGCAGAAGAGGUUUUAGAAUGAGACACAGACAAGUGAUUGUGGAGCCAGUGGGCACCCUGACAGAUUGUCCUCAUUUAACUGAAUCCAUUCCCUGUGAAGACCCAGUGUGUUUUGAGUGGAUUGUUUCAGAAGGAAUGUGUGUGACUCACCGUGGGAAGUGUGGACCUGGAACCCGCAUGCUGCAAGCUGUAUGCAAGAACAAGAAAGGUGAAGAAGUCCCACAUCACCUCUGCUCAGACCUGCCCCGACCUGAAGUUGUGGCUUGUGAAAUCCCUUGUGCAACAGACUGUGUCAUCAGUGAGUGGUCCCCAUGGUCCCCAUGUUCCCACUCAUGCUCCAGUAGAAAUGCUGAGGGCAGUCAAAGCAGGAGUAGGUCCAUCUUGGCCCUUCCAGCUGAGGGUGGAAAAGCCUGCCCUCCUGACAGAGCCCUGCAGGAGCAUCGUGCCUGUAAUGAUCACCCAUGUGUACAUUUCUUCUGGGAAACUUCUCCCUGGAGCUCUUGCUCUGAAGAUGUGCUGGUGACUGCACUCAAUGCAACCAUGAACUGGAGCAGAGAAAACUCUUGUGGUGUGGGCAUACAGACAAGGAAAGUCUUCUGCAUGAAGAGCAGUUCUGGCCAGGUCACACCUAAAAGAUGUCCAGAGUCCAUCAGCCCUGAGGCUGUGCGGCCGUGUCUGCUCCCCUGCAAGAAGGACUGCAUUGUUACACCUUUCAGUCAGUGGACUCGCUGCCCAACAGCAUGCCAGCCUGGCAAUGCCACUGCAGUUAAGCAGUCCAGGUACAGGAUUAUUGUUCAGGAUGCUGCCAAUGGGGGACAGGCAUGUCCAGACACCUUGUAUGAGGAAAGAGAAUGUGAAGAUAUUCCCAUCUGUCCAGUUUAUAGGUGGAAGACCCAUCGCUGGGGUCAGUGUGUGCUGGUUCCAGAUGUGGUGAAGCAGCCUGGGCCAGGGCAGAGGGAGGCUUGUGGACAUGGGCUGCAGGCAAGGGCUGUUACGUGUCUCUCAGAGCACAACGACUCCGCUGAUGUUGGUGACUGCGUGCGGUGGGCAGGAGCUAUGCCACCUCUUGUACAGGACUGUCUCAUUCCCUGCAAAGAUGACUGCACAUUCACCCCCUGGUCUAAAUUUACAGCGUGCUCAUCUGGUUGUGGAUCAACUAGAAGCAGGAGACGGUCACUCACAGGGCGAAGCAGGAAGCGAGACAAAUGCCAGAACGCUGAGGUUUAUCCUCAAGUGGAAACAGAGCCGUGUCCCUGCCAGGAGUUCACUUCCCAGCCCCAUGGGAACUGGUCUGACUGCGUUGUUGGUGGAGGUGCCUCCCAAACACGGCCGGGAUCCCCAGAGUCCCACUCGGGUGCCCAGGAGUGCGGGCAGGGUGUGCGUCUGCGCGCUGUCGCCUGUUACGACGAGACGGGCAAACUGGUGGAACCAUCUCACUGUAGCACUUCAGGUUACAUUGAAGAAUCUUGCACGGUCCCUUGCCCGUUUGAUUGCAAAUUGAGUGAUUGGUCCAGUUGGUCCCCCUGCAGCUCUUCCUGUGGACCAGGGGUGAAAGUCCGAUCGAAGUGGCUUAAGGAGAAACCUUACAAUGGAGGUCGUCCCUGCCCCAAGCUGGAUCUCAAGAAUCAGGCUCAGGUGUACGAGGCAGUCCCAUGCUACACCGAGUGCAAUCAGUAUUCCUGGGUAGUAGAACCCUGGUCUCUGUGCAAAAUCAACAGCGAGCAGAAUUCCCUGCACUGUGGAGAAGGAAUACAAACGAGGGAAGUCAGGUGUGUGAGCAGUGCUGAGGACCACGGAGGGGAAACGGUGCCAAACACGCUGUGCAAUCAGGAUGAAAUCCCAGAUGUGAUGCAGAAGUGCAGCUUGUACUGUCCCAGUGAGUGUGCCAUGUCUGACUGGGGACAGUGGAGCAAGUGUCCACAGGUGUGUGACCCCAGUGUUAUGCAAACCCGAACUCGACAAGUGCUGAGGUCUUCUGUCAAUGCAAAGCCCUGCCCUGAAGAUUCCCAAAUGAAGCCAUGUAUUCUUAACCAGAACUGCUUCCAGUAUCAGUACAGCCUAACAGGAUGGAGCGGGUGCCAGCUGGGUGCCAAUGCCACCUGUGGGCACGGGGAGCGGCGGCGGAUCCUCAGCUGUCAGCGCAGUGAUGGGGCCAUCGUCAGCACUCAGCUCUGCCAGAGGCUCCAGCUGGAGAAGCCCGUGCAGACGAGCAGUCGGUGCGUGGUGGACUGCACGGUUGACUGCCGGCUCUCGGCGUGGUCAGCCUGGUCCCAGUGCUCCCACACCUGUGGCACUGGCGGCCAGAUGGUGCGUGGCCGCUCGGUGGUCCUGCAGGCGGUGGGUGAGGGCAGACCCUGCCCGCAGCAGCUCACCCAGCACCGCAGCUGCCCGGUGAAGCCCUGCUACAGCUGGCUGCUGGGGCCGUGGUCUCCCUGCAGAGUCCAGGGUGGCCAGUGUGGAGAUGGAUUGCAGGUCCGCAACCUCACGUGUGUAGUGCAUGAUGCAUCUGUUUCUGCUCCAGCCAAAGCAGUAGAAAAUGCUUUCUGUGGUGAGCUGCCAUCAAAAGAGAGUGUGCUGCAGUUACCAUGCUCUGUGCCUUGCCCAGGUGACUGCCACCUGUCAGAGUGGUCAGACUGGAGUUCCUGUGAGCUCACCUGCAUCAAUGGCAGGAGCUUCGAGACCAUGGGGCGCCAGUCCCGAUCCAGGGCUUUUCUCCCUCAGUCUCCUGAAAACCAGGAGAGCUGCUCCGGACAAGAGAUGGAAACACGGCCUUGCUCAGGAGGGAAGUGUUAUGACUACGUGUGGAAAAGCAGCCUCUGGAGGGACAAUGUACGCACGGUGUGGUGUCAGCGCUCCGAUGGAAUCAAUGUCACAGGUGGGUGUUCCCUUGGGACAAAACCCACGGAGAUCCGGCGCUGCAGCCCGGCGUGCACGAAGCCCUUCUCCUUCUGCACACAGAGAGGAGUCUGCGGUUGUGAGCGAGGAUAUACAGAAAUAAUGAGCUCAGAUGGUUUCCUGGAUUACUGCAUGAAGGUACCAGGUUUGGAAGAUAAGAAAGCUGAUGUUAAGACCAUAGCUGGAAAAAAUAAACCUGUCAACUCAAAAAUGCAUGACAUUUUCAAAGGAUGGUCUAUUCAACCUUUUAAUCCAGAUGGGAAACUGAAGAUUUGGGUAUAUGGAGCAUCAGCUGGUGGGUUCCUCAUCAUAGUUUGCCUGAUUUUUACAUCCUACCUGAUGUGCAAAAAAACCAAGCAGCAUCAAAGCACACCUCCACAGCAGAAGCCUCUGACCUUAGCCUAUGAUGGAGAUAUUGAUAUGUAA
Molecule: messenger RNA, 4824 nt
Organism: Calypte anna (Anna's hummingbird)
Lineage: Eukaryota; Metazoa; Chordata; Aves; Apodiformes; Trochilidae
Gene: THSD7B
Product: thrombospondin type 1 domain containing 7B
Exons: 28
Coding region: 1-4824 (1607 amino acids)
Biological process (GO): actin cytoskeleton organization
Cellular component (GO): plasma membrane
Source: RefSeq, a predicted model, not a curated record